Molecule: messenger RNA, 3838 nt
Organism: Calidris pugnax (ruff)
Lineage: Eukaryota; Metazoa; Chordata; Aves; Charadriiformes; Scolopacidae
Gene: RPH3A
Product: rabphilin 3A
Exons: 21
Coding region: 278-2359 (693 amino acids)
Biological process (GO): intracellular protein transport
Cellular component (GO): membrane
Molecular function (GO): small GTPase binding
Source: RefSeq, a predicted model, not a curated record
CUAAGCAGCCUCCGGAGCCGCUCCGCCGCGGCGAGAGGAGCGAUGGCAACGCCGCCACCGCCUUUCAUAGCACCGUGUAGGCUUGGGGUGCACUGGGGCAUCUCCUGGCCAGAGACCCCCCCAGCUCCACCAGCCACGGCCUGAAAGCACCGGGUUACUUUCGUCAGUGUCACUGCCAUCGGAGGGCACGGGCAGAGAAGUGAAGUGAUUGUUGGCACUCGUUGGCGGAGCACCGGUGUGCCCAGACCCGCUCCGCGUGUCCCCUCGGCAGCCGGUGAUGACCGACGCGGUGGUGGGUGGCAGCUCUGACCGGUGGAUGUGCCCCAGCGACAGGACCAUGUCUCUCCGGGCCAGCAGCGAGAAGGAGCAGCUCCCCGCUGGCUGGGGGGCACGGGGUGGCCAGCCCGACCGGCAGCGCAAGGGCGAGGAGCUGACGGACGAGGAGAAGGAGAUCAUCAACCGAGUCAUCGCCCGGGCCGAGAAGAUGGAGGAGAUGGAGCAGGAGCGCAUCGGGAGACUCAUGACCCGGCUGGAGGACAUGCGCCGGAGCGUGCUGGGGGACGGGGUGAACCGCUGCAUCCUCUGCGGGGAGCAGCUGGGGCCACGGGGAUCCGCCUGCGUCGUCUGCGAGGACUGCAAGAAGAACGUCUGCACCAAGUGUGGGGUGGAGACCACCAACAGCCGGCCCCACGCCAUCUGGCUCUGCAAGAUCUGCAGCGAGCAGCGGGAGGUGUGGAAACGCUCUGGCGCCUGGUUCUUCAAGGGUUUGCCCAAGCAAGUGCUGCCCCAGCCGAUGCCUGUCAGCAAGAACAAGGGACCCCAAGCCCCCAGCGAGCCCAGCCCGUCGGAGCCGCCUGCCCAGGACCCAAAACUCCCCUCCCGUGCACCCACCCGAGGCCAGGCAGACGCCGGGCCCCCGGCCGAGCAGGACUCUGAUGGCGGCGACGCGCCGGCGGCUGCCCGGGGCAGCUACGCAGUGCCCAGCCGCAAGCCGGCCGAGGGCAGCGAGCACACCGGCGGGGACACCGACAGCCGCGACUACGCUGCCGAGAGCGGGGUCAGCAGGAGCCCCGGCGUGAAGAGGACCAACUCCAUGCAAGCCCAACGGCCACCUCCACCAGCAGCUGCUGGCCCCGCUCCCGGUCCUGGUCCAGCAGCACCCACAGCACCGCCAGCAGCAGGAAGACCAGGUCCUGGGGCAGCUGGCCGGUUCCCGGAGAGACAAGCGAGCCCACCGCUGGGACCCCAGGAGCCAGCCCGUGCUGCCGCCAGGGAGGAGCGAGGAGGGGGCUACGCUGUGCCCCCCGCCAGAGAGGAGAGGCCAGCCCGGCAGCCCCCCGCCUUCUCGCAGCCCCCCGCCGUCCCACCGGCACCCACUGCCCCGCUGCGGCAGCCACCCCAGGAGGAAGAGGAGGAGGACGCCAACAGCUACGACUCUGAUGAAGGCACUACACUGGGAGCACUGGAGUUCAGCCUGCUCUACGACCAGGAGAACAGCUCGCUGCACUGCACCCUCAUCAAGGCCAAAGGCUUAAAACCAAUGGACUCAAACGGCCUGGCGGAUCCCUACGUCAAACUGCACCUCCUGCCCGGAGCCAGCAAGUCGAAUAAGCUGCGAACGAAGACCCUGCGCAACACCCGUAACCCCGUGUGGAAUGAGACCCUGGUGUACCACGGCAUCACAGAUGAGGACAUGCAAAGGAAAACACUCAGGAUCUCCGUGUGUGAUGAAGACAAGUUUGGCCACAAUGAGUUUAUUGGAGAAACUAGAGUUUCCUUGAAAAAACUCAAAGCCAAUCAGAAAAAGAACUUCAACAUCUGCUUGGAAAGAGUAAUACCAAUGAAGCGUGCUGGCACGACCGGCUCAUCCCGUGGGAUGGCGCUGUAUGAAGAGGAGGUAGAUCGCGGUGGGGACGUGGAGGAGCGUGGGAAGAUCCUCGUGUCCCUCAUGUACAGCACCCAGCAGGGUGGCUUGAUCGUUGGCAUCGUACGCUGCGUGCAUUUAGCAGCCAUGGAUGCCAACGGGUACUCGGACCCCUUCGUUAAACUUUGGCUGAAACCUGACAUGGGAAAAAAGGCCAAGCACAAGACACAGAUUAAGAAGAAAACAUUGAAUCCUGAGUUUAAUGAGGAGUUCUUCUAUGAUAUCAAACACAGCGAUCUGGCCAAGAAGUCACUGGACAUUUCUGUCUGGGAUUAUGACAUCGGAAAAUCGAAUGAUUACAUUGGCGGCUGUCAGCUCGGCAUUACGGCUAAAGGGGAGCGCUUGAAACACUGGUAUGAAUGUUUGAAGAACAAGGACAAGAAGAUUGAACGCUGGCACACCCUCCAAAACGAGAACCACGUUGCCAGCGAUUAAAGGGAGCUGCUGCCCCAACCUCCCCAGACGGCCCACCCUCUGCCAAGCCCCUGUAGAUCUCUGAUGUCUGUCUUCCAGCGCAGUCAUGCCUUGCUACACGCCUCUGGUCCCAGGGCAGCAAAGCUCUUCUGUCUCCUCCAAGCAUCCUCUAUGCCCUGUCCUCACCUCCACCAGAAAACUAACCCAGAUCUUUUAUAUUCACUUCCUCUGGUUUUUGGUUUGAUUUUUUUUUUUUGGAGGGGGCGGGGGGAAAGUGGGGGGUCAUAGAGUUAUCCCGGUGUGUGAUUUUGUCAAGCAAUAGUUACCCUCUGACUGUUCCUCUUUCUCACUAGUCUCACGCACGCCGUGAUAGCCUUCCCGUUGUGUGUGUGUGUGUGUGAUGCUCUGUGUUCCUCAAGCCUCCUGCUCCUGUGGCUUGUCCCAUCACCACCAGCUUCGUGGCUCCUUUAUCUCCCAGUGGGAUGUGUGGCCUGGCCAUACUCUGGUCCAGUGUUGGAGGAGGGGUUAAGUGCUGGUGUCAGAGCAUCUCCCUGUUCUGCUUGUGUGAUAUCAAUACCUCAGUUGCAAUAAUGACAAAAGCUGUUUGGCUUUGGUGUGGGUCGUAACCGCAGCCCGGUGUCUGUGUUGUCGUGAUUAGGCUAAAGCCGGUGUCACUGAUGUAACCCUGCGAGUCCUGCUUGAGCUUUAGUUCUGAGUUGGGUACACUUGAGCAAUAUUGUGGUACAUCCUUUUGCUGAGAAGAUCCGCCAAUAAUACGAUCACGAGGGACAGGGAGCCCCUCUGUGCUCGCAGGGCAGCAGACGUGUGGGUCGGGGCCUGUUCGUUUGCAGCCGCCGCGUGCGGUUCCUUCCACCCGAGGAACUCGCUCCCCAUUGCUGUAGGAGCCCACCUGUGUUUCAAGCUUGUGCCUACCUCCCCUUCAUCCCUCUGCACAGUAGUGACUAGCUGGACCCCGAGGGCAGUCCCUGGGGCCCUCCUCAGACUAUCCUUGCCGUUGCCGACCGUUGGCCAUACCAAAUUCCGGAGGGAAGCCAAGGGAGGAGAAGCUUCCCUCCACCUAGCUGUUGUGUGCAAGGAUUAUUGCUUUAAAGUACCACAAACACUGAAAUUAGCUGGAACAGUUAGAGGUCUUCCAAACUUUGGGGUUGUUUUUUUUUCUUGUUGUUGUUGGGGGUUUGGGGUUGUUUUUUUUUUUGCAAAUCUGCACAAGAACCGUGGUCUUCAACCUGCGCUUUAAUGAUCGUCUGGAGGUGUUUGAUUUGUUCUCAGUAGCAGCAGAGUCACGACGCUCUCGGGCUGAUGCUGGUGGGGUUUGGUGCCAUCCGCUGUCUCCGAUGUCAAGCAUAGCAAUGUCGAUAGCAGCACAAUAAGCACGACUGGAAUAUAUACCAUCGGUCACCACGCAUGUCGUAUGGAACACCAACCCCAGCCCCCUCGGUCCACGCUGUCGUCCCAUGACUUCCCUUCCAACCACUGUUG